UCGACCAUGCUCACCGUAUUAGUUACAGGCUCAACAGGGCAGCAGGGCGGUGCAGUCUUGCAAAGCUUGCGUGCCGCUGAUCGUAAAGAUCUCAAGAUCCGUGCCAUGACAAGGUCCCCGCAGUCAGCGGCCGCCAAAAAGCUGAGGUCUCAAGGAAUUGACAUCGUACAAGCCGAUCUCGAGGACGGUGCUUCACUUGAAGCCGCACUGAGAGGCUGCGACGCUGCAUACCUAGUCACUGACUUCCGCGGAUCUGGUGACGUGCAAGGAGAGAUCCAACAAGGCAAGAACUUUGUCGAUGCGGCGGUGCGCGCAGCAGGGGUCGGCCACGUUGUGUAUUCAUCCGUAGCAGGUUGUGAGGAUCCUGAGGUUGAACACUUCCAUUCGAAAUACUCCAUCGAGAAAUAUCUGCACGAGUCCGGUAUACAUUGGACCGUUAUCAGGCCAGUCGGGUUCAUGGACGUUAUACCCCCGGCGGGAUUAGCUCGUACUUUCUUCUUGGGUGCUAUGAAGGCUGUGUUUAGGAAUAGCAAACAGAAAUGGAUUGCGUGCGACGACAUCGGUAGUGCUGUUGCACGAGCCCUGAUGGGUCGGGAAGAAUGUUUCGAGAAGACUUACGAGAUUGCUGGCGAUGUCGCAACAGUUGACGAAGUGAGCAAGGCUUUGGAGAGAGGCGAGAGGAGUAAAGGCUGGACGAUAUGGCUACCCAAGUGGCUCGUUAUCGCGUUAUCACCAUACCACUAUCGACAGAUGUUUAUUGUAGGUUUUGUGUAUACGAGUGCUCUAUGCAGAAGCUGAUCUGGCCUUAUAGUGGUUGGCUGAGGGAAAGCAGCCGGGGGAUGUAGCGAUGACGAAAGCAAUCCUUCCCCAAGUCAUGGACGUCGAAGCUUGGGCUAGGAGAAAGAUGAGAUCUUAGCUACUGUGACCUGCAGGUAAACUGGCUUUCUCCUGUGG
Boeremia exigua is the source of this 954-nucleotide messenger RNA. RefSeq lists its product as uncharacterized. Bases 7 to 798 code for a protein of 263 amino acids. NCBI's taxonomy places the organism in Eukaryota, Fungi, Ascomycota, Dothideomycetes, Pleosporales, Didymellaceae. The record is from RefSeq and is a predicted model, not a curated record. The transcript has 2 exons.